This is a messenger RNA of Trichobilharzia szidati, 906 nucleotides long. NCBI's taxonomy places the organism in Eukaryota, Metazoa, Platyhelminthes, Trematoda, Strigeidida, Schistosomatidae. The record is from the annotation of a GenBank genome assembly.
AUGCCUUUUCUUGUAUAUCAAUUGAAUCAACCAAAGAAGAGGAGCAGUAGAAGCAAUCCUCAAGGAGAAUUCGACGAAUCUAAAAAUUCUCCAUCAGUUUCAUCGCCAUCGUCAACAGCAGCAGCGGCAGCGGCAGCGACAGCGGCAGUGAAUCAAAUGAAUUCAACAUCUUCAACUUGUAAUAAUGUAAAGAAUCAUUCUGUUGGCUGGGAGAUCAAUUUAGGCUGUGCGUACAAUAAUAAUAAUAAUAGUAAUACUAAUAGUAAUAAUGGUAAUAAUAAAUCAGUACCUGUGCAUUAUAUAACUCCGGUCAACUUUAAACAAUGUUGGCAACAGACGCGUGAACCUCCUCUACUGGUCAAUCGAAAUCAAUCACAGUUGUCGUCAACGCCAAAAACACCGCAUAGUACUACUCCUCUUCAGUCUACACAGUAUCCUAAGACGCUUGUCGACGGUUAUUCUUCUGUACAAAAGAAGCUGUUUCCGCCUAAUUGUCAACAAGAGUUUGUAUUGCAUAACAGACAUCAUCAUAAUAGUAAUAAUAAUAAUAUUAAUAGUAACAGUACUAAUCAUCACAAUACAUGUAGUAAUAGUAAUAACAAUCAACCGGAACAUCCACAUUAUUCUAAUCAACGUUAAUCAAUCAAAUAAUCGAUUAAACAGAGGUCUGAUUGAUCCUAUAAUAUGUCUUUCUUACGUUUUUUUAACUUUGUACAUGUACAUACAUAGAUUGUACUUAAAGACUUGAAAAAGAGCAAACUAACAGGCACUUUAUUCAGACUAAUAAUGGUUCGACAAUUAACUAAGCUCCUAUAAAUGUACAGCAGUAACAACCACAUACGUACUCACGAAAACUAGCUCAAAUUGACUGUAACACACACACCCUUACGCACACAAGACACACAC